UCUAUCUAGCUGCUCUGCUCGAUCAGCUCCUCUCUCUCUCUCACUCUCACACAACACACUCUUAAGCAGCAAGCAAACCAAUCAACUACUCACUCAUAUCUGGCUAGCUAGCUACGAUGCGAGCCCUCGGCGAGAGUUGCUGCUAGCUGCGACCACCACAGCCCCACUCCGGCAUCGAUGACGACGACGACGGCGGCCUCUUCCGACGAACCGCGCCGCCGCGCUCCGCCGUCGUCGCCCGGGGAGCGACCCUCCACCGCCAGCUGCCAGGUGUGUCGACGGGAUGACCCGCCAGAGGCGGAGGAGCACCCGCGGCGGCCCGGGGAGCCCGACUGCAGCUACUACGUCAAGUUCGGGAGCUGCAAGUUUGGGAUGAGCUGCGUGUACAACCACCCGGCUCCUCCUCCUCCCAGCAAGCACCACCCGCUGCGCCCCGGGGAGCCGGAUUGCCUCCACUACCUAAUGUUCGGGAGAUGCAAGUACGGGAUGGACUGCAAGUUCAACCACCCUCCCGGCCUCACGCCCCUGCAACAGUAUUUUUCGGGGAGAACGUGCCAGUGCCACCACAACGAAGGAAAAAGUGAAGCUGAGCAUGUAAAGCUGAACAAUCUCGGGCUUCCACUUCGUCCUGGGGCAGGAUUGUGCUCAUACUACAUGAAUCGGGGAAUUUGCAAAGUUGGCACUAACUGCAAGUUUCACCAUCCAGAUCAAGAACCGGAUCAUGUGAAGUUGGUCCCUUCACGUCAUGACAAUCAAGUAACCUUUCAAGCGAACAUUUACUCAGUGCUUGACCUUGAAGAAUCAAAUGAGCUAUGUGAAGAUGUUAAACAGCCCGCUGAGAGAAUCUGUUACACACGGGAUCAACUUAUCCAACUGAGUGAGACGGUCGAUGUACCUACGGAUCACAUCUUGGAACUUAUUCACCAUAUUAAUGUAGAACUUGGAGGCGAAGAUGAAAGUCGGGUUCCAAAUGAAACAAACCAUGUACAAAUCCCAUCGUAUAAACGCUUUGAUAAGAUAGACAACCGUGACUGGAGAUCACGGUCUAUACAAACUCCUGUGGUUGCUAGCCAAGACAAGUUUUGGGACAAUAUCCAUGAAGGAAAUGAAGCCUAUGCUCUAGGUUGGAAGCAAGAGCAAUCAAACAAGCAUGACCAAUUAAGCACCCACUCUGAUUCUAAAGAACAGGUUGGCCCCACCUCAGCUCUUUCUAAUGUUGAAGUCCCUUGGUCAAUCCGGAGAGGCAAUCCAACUGAGAAGCAUGGAGUCCAGGAAACAGUGAAAGGUGUACUGAACAUAUUGACACCAGAGAACUUCGAUCAUCUGAAGGACCAGUUAAUAGUAGCAGGAAUCGCCAGAGCCGAUAUAUUAGAGGAUAUUAUCAAUCUUAUAUUACAAAAGGUUGUUGCUGAGCCAAACUUCUGUCCGAUGUAUGCCCAACUCUUCUCUUAUAUAAAUAAACACCUCACAGCAUUCCCUCCUGAUGGUGAACAAAUUACGUUCAAACAAGCACUGUCCAAAAAAUUUGAAGAAGCAUUUGAAAUUGCUCGCACUGCACGGGCUGAUAUCAACAAAAUGACUGGACCAGACCAAGAGAUGGAGCGACGUGAUAAAGAAAGGCUACUGAAACUUCAAACACUUGGAAAUAUUCGCCUCAUUCGCGAUCUGCUGAAGCAAAAAAUGGUCACUGAUAAGAUAGCAUAUCACAUUGUUAAGGCAGUGAUGGAUUCUGGAAAAUUUGUCUUUGAACCAAUUGAGAAUAUUGAUUUACUGUAUAUAAUCUUCGAAGGCAUUCUGGGUUCAGUUUCAGCAGGAACUGAAGCUGAUAUUGCUGUCAAUGCUAUUGUUACUAGCAAGAAAUGCUCCAUUAUUGCAAAUGAUGUCGAGAUCACUGAUAAGGGCAUCGAUAGGCCAAAUGAGGAGGCAACAUUACGAAAAUCUUCUAAUGAAAUCGCAGAAAACUCGAUGGAUUUCGCCCAUGCAGUAUGCAGUCAUCUUGGAAAUGAAAAUAAUAAACCGAAUAACUCAGAAACAUCUGUGAGAAUCAGUCAUCUUGGAAAUGAAAAUGAUAAGUCGACAAACUCAGAAACAUCUGUGAGAUUCAAUCCAGUAGGAUGCGGUAUUUCUGAGAUCAUGGAAUUAGUUGUUGAUGCUGGGGCUCAGGAAGGGAUCAGUGAUGAGCAUUUCAUUGCUACCCUAUUAUUUAUUAAACCUGAAUAUAGGGGAAUUUUCUUAUCCAGUACCCCUCAAGGAAGACUUGGUUGGCUAAAAAGGAUGUGUUGCAAGCGAUGGAAUAAGUAUUGUAUCUUAGUUCAAGUGCCUUAGCUAUAUUGUCUAAUAUAUAAAAACGGUGUGCUUACUCAUUGGACCAUUUAAACAUGAUGUAGAGUGUAAUGCUACUUAAUUUUAUUAAUUUGGUGUGUUUAUAGGAUUUUGUUACAAUGCUCCAAACUUGUUUAGACCAUCCAUUACAUGUUAAUCCAAUGGAUAGUAUUAGCAUUACCUCAUUGGAGGUAAUAGAACAUUAAAAAGGAAAGAGACAAUUAU
Messenger RNA from Oryza brachyantha (malo sina), 2547 nucleotides. Its product is annotated as zinc finger CCCH domain-containing protein 43-like. NCBI's taxonomy places the organism in Eukaryota, Viridiplantae, Streptophyta, Magnoliopsida, Poales, Poaceae. The record is from RefSeq and is a predicted model, not a curated record. Gene Ontology annotation, molecular function: mRNA binding; protein binding; metal ion binding. Gene Ontology annotation, cellular component: eukaryotic translation initiation factor 4F complex.